CAGACACGGCGGCAGUCACUCGUUGCAACUAAAGCAGUAGACUAGAUAUAUUUAGUGAAGAACUCAAAAAAUCUGUACCACAUAGAAUACCGCCGACUGCAGAAAAUUUACCAUAGAAUAGAAUGUACAAUAUUUGUGGAAAAUAGCUUUCCGUAUUUUAACAUAUUCGUGUGUGAAGUGAUGUGUUUAAUCUAAAGUUGUGAUUUCUUGUUGUGCUUUGUGCUGUGAUAGCGCGGUAAUAAUUAAUGCGAGUAAAUGAAGUGUAUUUGUGUAGUAAAAUCGUAGGUAUAUGUAGAAAAAUAAAUAAAUAAGCAGCAAAGCAAUUAUCGAUUAUAACCAAAAAAUAUGAGAUCCAUGCAACGAUAUGUGUGCUUCAGUCAUGGCCGGUAGCAAGCUCUGCAACAACAAAAAUUCUGCUCAACUGGCGAUUUUAAAGUUAUAGACUGUGACUGAAGGCAAAUAUCAAAUCAGCGAAGCAACCAAAAAUUAAUCUAAAAAUUAAAAAUUAAAAAAAAAAUCGUCCAUUUUCUCUACACACGAUAUUAUGGAUUGGAGCUGGGCUAUUGCCGGUAUCAACGAUGAAAUACCACGUACAGCCGGUCCUGAAUGUAUUAACUACAUGACGAAUCGUCGCCGUUGGAUUGAAUCCACUAUUUUAAGCGCAAUCUUCAUUUAUCUAAUAUGCUGGGCCGCAAAACGCAUGGAUCCGAUUAUAAUGCCACCGCUCAAGGAUAUCAAUAAGCCACACUCCGCCAUAAGACUUACGCUAAUGUUAUUGAUGACCUUCAUAUUUGGCGUAGAAAUGGGUUUUAAAUUUGCCAAUAAAAAUAUGAUAUAUGUUUUGAAUCCAUGUCACAUCCAAACUUUGGUCCAGAUCUACCUUUUAGCAGCAAAGCCCAGUAAGACGACCAUCGCUUUAUUUCGCAUACAAAUGAAUAAUUUAAAUGGUCCCUUUUUGGCGUUUCUAUUCCCGGAAGUAGAAUGUCGUACAUUACAUUUUGAACAGGCAACUUAUUGGAUUCAGCAUGCCUUACUCUAUAUAAUACCGGCUUAUAUAUUAAGAAGUGGUGCGUAUCAAAUUGAGGGCUUAUAUGAUUACAAUUGGACUACUAUCGGGACUGCUACAAUGCUGCUAUAUCAUUUCGCUUUUUUGACCCCCAUAUCGAUGUUUACUGGCAUAAAUCUUAGCCAUAUGUUAUGCGCUGCGCUAUCAGAUCCAUUUCAAGGUCAAAAUUAUCGCAUCGCCGCUACGAUACAUGAAAUCUUUUUAUGUCCUAUAUUGAACAAAACAACUGUACUAAUAUUUAGCAAACCAACAGUUAUGUCUAAUGUCAAAAGACUAAGACCCAAAUUCGAAUUGCCCCUAAAUAAGAGCAUCACAAGCGACAGACGUCUCUCAACAGAUAAUCCGUUACUCACUACACGUGGGACCUAUACACCAGUGCACCUGUCAAAAUCAGUACCAACGACACCCACAUCCAUUGCACCAAUCACAAACAGUUCACCAAUUAGUGAAAUUUCAUUGGUUGCCGAAAUGGCGGCUGCUGUAGCUGCUGGCAGUGGACCUGUCACCAUGAUGCGGCGAAUGAAACGAAAUUCCAUAAAUUUAGUAACGUCGGAAAUUGUGGGUGUUGGUCAACAACGUAAUGAUGCAUACAAUAAUGCUGAUGAGUUGGUGAAUGGUGAAUAUACGUGCGCUACAACUGUCAGUGACGGUAAAUCUUCAAAGCCAGCCACAAAAAUUGACUAGUAUAUAACGUUGGAUUUUGUCAGACCUUGGUGGAUACCCAUAAAUUUCAUUUCAUGCUUGUAGUGCUGGUAUAGUGAUAUUGGAAAAGCAAUAUAUAAGUGCGAUUAAUUUGGCAGGUCAAUUGUAUUUGAGACUAAACGGCUAGAAAAUCAAGCGGUCAUGCUUUAAUGUACCUGAGUAAUCCAAAAGCGGAUAAUGUCAGUAAAUUCAGAGAGGAAAUUCAAAUUCAAAAUUAUGGUGGCAAUAAAUCUUAAUUUUUUUUUACAUAUAGCGGCUGUAAGUUAUAUAAAUAUAACGAAUGUGAGCGGUUGGAGGAAUGUAAAUACAUACA
Molecule: messenger RNA, 2081 nt
Organism: Bactrocera neohumeralis
Lineage: Eukaryota; Metazoa; Arthropoda; Insecta; Diptera; Tephritidae
Product: transmembrane protein 164
Exons: 5
Coding region: 545-1750 (401 amino acids)
Source: RefSeq, a predicted model, not a curated record